Molecule: messenger RNA, 2902 nt
Organism: Talpa occidentalis (Iberian mole)
Lineage: Eukaryota; Metazoa; Chordata; Mammalia; Eulipotyphla; Talpidae
Gene: NECAB3
Product: N-terminal EF-hand calcium binding protein 3
Exons: 9
Coding region: 750-1649 (299 amino acids)
Biological process (GO): regulation of amyloid precursor protein biosynthetic process
Cellular component (GO): cytoplasm; endoplasmic reticulum; Golgi cis cisterna
Molecular function (GO): calcium ion binding
Source: RefSeq, a predicted model, not a curated record
ACCCGUCGCAGGGAGCCCCCCAUCCCUCCUCUGGAAACCCUCACCCACCCGAGCUGGCCUCCUGGUACCUCACUCUGCCCACAUUUCUGGAGUCUCUGCCAGCGUCCAUCCUUGACCCCCGGACGUCACCCACCCCCGCCCUGGUCUAGGACCGCUACCCGCUGGGAGAGGGGGAGGUUUUGAAACUCAGCUCUGGAAAGGGGAAAUAAGGCAGUGCUCCCUGCGCACAGCCCCAGUGGCCCCGACUGUGGCUGAUAUCCCAUCUGUCCCCAGUUCCCUCUGGCCCACCCUCCUGGGCUCUCUUCUUCUCCAUCUCCCUGUUUCUGGGUUUCCUGUCCUUUCUGGGCUUUUAGGAAUCCAUCCCAGUCCAUGUGGAUUCCUGCAGAUGGUGAGGUCAAACCAUGAUGUCACAAUGUGGCAUCCCUGGGCAGGGUAGAGGCAGAGGGCCCCGAGGGGAAGGGGCUUCUCUAGCUCCUUCAUCCUCCAAGGAUGACACAGGACUUACUCCCCAAAGGCCUAGACUCAGUGACUCCUGCACCUGCUUGGGUUACCCUGACCCCACCUGCCUUUGGCCCCCUGGCACUCACUCUGGGCUUCUUCCGUUUGAGGUGGCUGAAGAACUGCAUUUUCUGUAGGGCCUUGUUCAUUUCAGGCAGCCUUUCUUUGUGGGGCUCCUUGGGCAGUUUGGUCCUCUUGUGGGAACUGUUGUUUCCCAUGGCAGGGAUGGUCACCACUGGGGGCCACAGUCCAUGAUGUCUCUCUGCCCUGCCCUCUGCCUCCAGGGAGUCCUUCUGCCUUUGCCCUCCCCGGGAAGCCACAUUGUGACCUCAUGGUUUGACCUCACCAUCUGCAGGCUUGAGCACCUCACAGGCAAAUCUGUGACUUCUGGCCUUUAUUUCUUAGCUGUCACUCUGAGUAAGGAUCAGAAAUCAGGCAACGUUUAUAAGGAAUAUGAGCAGGCUUCGAAAGUGGACCAGUUUGUGACACGUUUCCUUCUGCGGGAGACAGUGAGCCAGCUACAAGCCCUGCAGAGCUCGCUGGAGGGGGCAUCAGAUACUCUAGAGGCCCAGGCCCGGGGCCUGAGGUCAGAUGAAGAGAGUGUGGAGGUGCAGCACAGGCCCCGAGGCAGCCGGCGGGCAGGGCGUAAGGCCCUGCGGAGCAUCAGUUGGUCACCCACCUCGUCUCCAGGCUCCUCUGACAUAGGGCGGAGCUCCGAGGCUGAGAUGCAGUGGCAGCUCCAAGUCAAUCGGCUUCAGGAGCUCAUCGACCAGCUAGAGUGCAAGGCUCCCCGGCUGGAACCCUUGCAUGAAGAGGAGUUUACCAAGGAGUCCGACUCGCACAUCCUUGUGGCCCAGAGGCAGGUGCAGGUGGCAGAGGAAGCCUUGCAAGACUUCCACCGUGCCCUGUGCUGCUAUGUGGACUUCACAGGAGCCCAGAGCCAUUGCUUGCAUGUGUCUGCCCGGAAGAGGCUGGACAGUGCCUCCUUUACCCUAUACGAGUUCUGGCAGGAUGAGGCCUCCUGGAGAAGGCACCAGCAGUCUGCCUGUAGUAAGGCCUUCCAGCGCAUUCUCAUCGACCACCUGCAGGCUCCAGACACCCUCACCACUGUGUUCUUCCCAGCCUCCUGGUGGAUUAUGAACAAUAACUGAGCUUGAUCGGCAUAAGCCAAGGACCCUGGGACCCUGCCUGCCUCUUUCUGGAACUUCUGGACUGGUUGACUCAGCACCCAAACCAAGGAUGCUGCCUCCUAGACUUGGGGCCUGGCUCUCAGAGACCUCCAGACCCAGCUGGUGGAGAUCUCAGCUCACGGAUCAGGGACUAGGCUGCUUGCUUUCUAUUUCUUUUUUAACUAGUGCAUUUUGUUCUUUGUAGCUUUGGCCUCUGCUUGGCUCAGGAGGCCUGGAUUCUGGUCCCCUCUCUGCCCCUGCUGUGUGACCCAGGGAGGGCCCCUUCCCAGUCUGGGUGGGGCCCAGGCCCUCUGGCUGCCUACUGAGUGCCCUGCUUUCUUCUUGCUAUCUUGGGGCCAGGCUUCUGCUCUUUAACCAGCAGAAUGAGGGCUGAUGCUCAGGGACACCCCCAUACUGAACUUUGACCCCUGAGACUGGACUGGGUCAUUCUGUGGUGUGGGGUAAGGACCAUGUCCCUGUUACCCACCAGGGCUAGCAGGCUCAACUCUGACUUUUCUAGACUCUUCUAGCACCAGAGACCUUGGGAGGCUCCUGGGUCGGUUUGCAUGUUAUUUGCAUAUAAUUUGCAUGUUCAUGCCUACCCAUACUCAGGGCACUAUGGGAAGCCCCAAGGUGACCUUGCCAAGUAGCAAUAAUUUGGGCCUAGAGUCACCUGCUGCCCCCAGAUACCUCUGAACCCAGCCCAGGACCGCAGCCCAGAGGCAAUAAAGGCAGUGGUCACCUUUGGCAUUGUGUCCUCCCUCUCCCUUUGCAAGAAGACCAGGCUGUGGGGAGAGUCUGCAUUUCAGACCAGAGAGAAUCUUUGUUCAGAAAUCAACUGAUUCCUGUCUUGAGUUUCCAGGCUUGAAGCUAGUGAGUCCUUAAUCCAGGUUUCCUCAAUUUAAGGCUCUCUUACCUGACAAACCCUUGUUCUCACUUCUGCUUUCAACUACCCCAGCUGGUGGUCCUCGCUUCACCUCCCCACCUUGCGGGCCUGGGGCCUGGGGGCCUGGAACUGGGGCAGAGCACAGAGCCGCCUCAGGGACCCAAACAGAUCCGGUGAGACCUACCUCCAGACGGAAUGAGCCUCUCACCUAGUUUGUCAGGACCUGUCACAACCCCUGCCACCUGACCUGGAGCCACGGAGCAGUGUCAGGAAAACAAUGGGGGGUCCAUCGUGGGGGAAGUGAAUGGGGGCAGGGAGGAGAUGACAGACAUGGCCCUCGGCUCUGAAG